Molecule: messenger RNA, 1540 nt
Organism: Budorcas taxicolor (takin)
Lineage: Eukaryota; Metazoa; Chordata; Mammalia; Artiodactyla; Bovidae
Gene: PAX8
Product: paired box 8
Exons: 11
Coding region: 1-1416 (471 amino acids)
Biological process (GO): anatomical structure development; regulation of transcription by RNA polymerase II
Molecular function (GO): RNA polymerase II cis-regulatory region sequence-specific DNA binding; DNA-binding transcription factor activity, RNA polymerase II-specific
Source: RefSeq, a predicted model, not a curated record
AUGCCUGCCUCGCAUGUGCCCACUCUCCGAAAUGCGGAGGCCCUGGUCCUUCCCACUGCAGCCCCAGGCCACGGAGGGCUGAACCAGCUGGGAGGGGCCUUUGUGAAUGGCAGACCCCUGCCUGAAGUGGUGCGUCAGCGCAUCGUGGACCUAGCCCACCAGGGCGUGAGGCCUUGCGACAUCUCCCGCCAGCUCCGUGUCAGCCAUGGCUGUGUCAGCAAGAUCCUUGGCAGGUACUACGAGACUGGCAGCAUCCGGCCUGGAGUGAUAGGGGGCUCAAAGCCUAAGGUGGCCACCCCCAAGGUGGUGGAGAAGAUCGGGGACUACAAGCGGCAGAACCCAACCAUGUUCGCCUGGGAGAUUCGGGACCGGCUCCUGGCCGAGGGUGUCUGUGACAAUGACACUGUGCCCAGUGUCAGCUCCAUCAACAGAAUCAUCCGGACUAAAGUGCAGCAGCCAUUCAACCUUCCCAUGGACAGCUGCGUGGCCACCAAGUCCCUGAGCCCAGGACACACGCUGAUCCCCAGCUCAGCUGUGACGCCCCCAGAAUCUCCGCAGUCGGACUCUCUGGGUUCUACUUACUCCAUCAAUGGGCUCCUGGGGAUCGCCCAGCCUGGCAGCGACAGCAAGAGGAAGAUGGAUGACAGUGACCAGGACAGCUGCCGGCUGAGCAUUGACUCCCAGAGCAGCAGCAGCGGGCCCCGCAAACACCUCCGCACGGACACCUUCAGCCAGCACCACCUCGAGUCGCUUGAAUGCUCCUUUGAUCGGCAGCACUACCCGGAGGCCUACGCCUCCCCCAGCCACACCAAAGGCGAGCAGGGUCUUUACCCGCUGCCCUUGCUCAACAGCGCCCUGGACGACGGGAAGGCCACCCUGACCCCCUCCAAUACACCCUUGGGGCGCAACCUCUCGACUCAUCAGACCUACCCCGUGGUGGCAGAUCCUCAUUCACCCUUCGCCAUAAAGCAGGAAACCCCCGAGGUGUCCAGUUCUAGCUCCACCCCUUCCUCUUUAUCUAGCUCCGCCUUUUUGGAUCUGCAGCAAGUCGGCUCCGGGGUCCCAGCCGGUGCCUCGGUCCCGCCCUUCAAUGCCUUUCCCCAUGCUGCCUCCGUGUACGGGCAGUUCACGGGCCAGGCCCUCCUCUCAGGGCGAGAGAUGGUGGGCCCCACACUGCCUGGAUACCCACCCCACAUCCCCACCAGUGGACAGGGCAGCUAUGCCUCUUCUGCCAUCGCAGGCAUGGUGGCAGGAAGCGAAUACUCUGGCAACGCCUACAGCCACACCCCCUACUCCUCCUACGGCGAGGCCUGGCGCUUCCCCAACUCCAGCUUACUGAGUUCCCCAUAUUAUUACAGUUCCACAUCAAGGCCGAGUGCGCCGCCCACCACCGCCACAGCCUUUGACCAUCUGUAGUUGCCAUGGGGACAGUGGGAGCGACCGAGCCACGGGAAGACUCAGCCUGGGACAGGCCCCCGAGAGUCACACAAAGGAAUCUUUAUUUAUUACAUGAAAAAUAACCACAAAUCCAGCACUGCAG